AUUGUUUGGACCCUCCAGGCCGCGGGUAGGUGCUCUGCAGCAGCUGACCCCGCUCCCCCUCCUGAACCAGCGAUCUCAGAUCAGCAGUCAGGCGCUCCUCCGUGUUUAAAGAAGAUGAGCAGGCUGGAGUAUCUGAACUCGUUCCUGACGGAGAGGUUAAUGGCGGUGGCGGGGGAGAUAUUCGAGGUGUUUAAGGACACGGUGAGCGAGUAUCAGGGGGAGAUAGCGCGGGUUGUAGAGGAGAACCGCUGCCUGAGGAAGACUAUCGCCGACAUUCACACCAGCACAGCGCAGCCGCGAGCAGACUCUCGGACCAGCAGUGUGGAUGGAGUUAAGGAGCACGGUUUCAAUACCGAGCCUCUGGACUCUGAACCUUCAGUUAUACAAGUAAAGCUGGAGCUUGCCACUCUAAAGCAGGAAUGUGAGCCACAAUCAUCUCUAAAUAAUCCGUAUACCUGCACUUCUGACCUCGAGAACAGCACUUGCAGUUCAGAACCAGCGCCAGGUCUCUCAGAUAAGCCUGUGGUCUUGGACGAAAACGAGGACCGUGGUCGGCACAGCGACCCUGGACUUUCAGUCAAAGCAGAAACAGCCAGGUACAGAGCUUUUUCCUCUGGUACCACAAGCUCGGCCGAACCGCAGACAGGUGAAGAUGUGGACCUUCAAGCUGGGGAUGAGCAAACCAAUAUGGCCUGUUCCUACUGCGGUCGAAUAUUCGAGGAGGCCUCUCAGCUGGCAUCCCACCUGCAGGGUCACAUGGUUAUGUUUAGCUGCGAGGAGUGUGGCAAGCCCUGUAAGACCAAAGGGGCUCUGCGGACACAUAUGAUAGUGCAUCAGAAAGAGAGACCCUUCAGCUGCACACUGUGCGGGAAGGCCUACAGCUGUGCCAAAGUCCUGAACGUGCACCUUAUCAGCCACACGGGCGAGAGACCCUUUGGGUGUGGGUACUGUGAAAAGCGCUUUAAGCUAAAGAGUCACCUUAAAGAGCACGAGAGGAUACACACAGGUGAGAAGCCCUUCUGCUGCCCGGUCUGCAGGAGGGGGUUCAGCAGGUCGAAUGCAAUGAAGAUACACCUUCGGACUCAUCAUCGUGACCAGUUACAGUUCUCCUUCAAUCAGUAGACAAAUGCU
Astyanax mexicanus (Mexican tetra) is the source of this 1131-nucleotide messenger RNA. Its product is annotated as oocyte zinc finger protein XlCOF6. Gene Ontology annotation, molecular function: RNA polymerase II cis-regulatory region sequence-specific DNA binding; DNA-binding transcription factor activity. The coding region runs from base 115 to 1122 and encodes 335 amino acids. The record is from RefSeq and is a predicted model, not a curated record. Lineage: Eukaryota; Metazoa; Chordata; Actinopteri; Characiformes; Acestrorhamphidae. The transcript has 2 exons. Gene Ontology annotation, biological process: regulation of transcription by RNA polymerase II.